Messenger RNA from Cokeromyces recurvatus, 603 nucleotides. RefSeq lists its product as uncharacterized. The transcript has a single exon. Lineage: Eukaryota; Fungi; Mucoromycota; Mucoromycetes; Mucorales; Mucoraceae. The annotation marks the transcript as partial. The record is from RefSeq and is a predicted model, not a curated record.
AACUAUGUACAAACAUUGUUUAAUCACUAGUUUUAUUUAUGUAUAUCCCCUUUUAUAUUGCUAUUACACCAGUCACAUAAUUCUACCUAAUGUGGGCAUGAUGUGCAAUUUAAAGCACCUGUAAUUAUACAGAAUAAGAUGAUGCAAUUACUGUUGUUAAAUUGUAUUUUUAUAAAUGGUUGGUUUUUUUUUUUAUUGUAUUUUUAUUUUUUUACGAAAGACUGAUUCACUAAAGAUAGCACAACAGAUUUGCAACUGGGGAUGCAACUUCGGUCUCAUUUGUAUAUGGGUCGGCGACUGUUACUUCACUAUAGGUAACAGUGACGAGGACAUCUUGAGAUGGGGCAUAUAUGAAAUCACAGACGACGGAGCCAUGGUGAAUUCUGAACUUUUUCAAAUAGAAUUAACAUAGUUUAGAGAAGGCACAGCCUCAGAUAUUAUUGGAAAUAAAAUGAAUAUAAUCUUAUAAAUCCUUUAAAGUUGCGUUUUUAAAUCUUGCAAAUUGUGCACUAAUGAUUUUUUGAAUUUGCACCAAAAAUGAGCAAACACAAGAGCGAACAGUUUUUAAAAUUCCGUGAAUAGGAAUGAAAAGUCCACUAUAAC